Sciurus carolinensis (gray squirrel) is the source of this 3389-nucleotide messenger RNA. RefSeq names its product kinesin family member 6 (gene Kif6). Lineage: Eukaryota; Metazoa; Chordata; Mammalia; Rodentia; Sciuridae. Gene Ontology annotation, biological process: microtubule-based movement. Gene Ontology annotation, molecular function: microtubule binding; microtubule motor activity; ATP binding. The record is from RefSeq and is a predicted model, not a curated record. Bases 77 to 2518 code for a protein of 813 amino acids. The transcript is spliced from 23 exons.
GGAGGUGGUGGGAGUCCCAAGUUUUGGAAGCCUAGGCCUGAGAGAGGUCAAGGGUCAGUGCAGAGCCAGGGAGGAAAUGGUGAAGCAAACGAUCCAGAUUUUCGCGAGGGUAAAACCCCCUGUCCGGAAGCACCAAUCAGGGAUUUAUUCCAUAGAUGAUGAUGAAAAUUUAACACCUAGCUUGGAAAUUAUCAUACCUCGUGAUUUGGCAGAUGGAUUUGUGAAUAAUAAACGAGAAAGCUACAGAUUUAAAUUUCAGAGGAUUUUUGAUCAAGAUGCAAAGCAAGAGAUCAUUUUUGAAAACAUUGCCAAACCAGUUGCUGAGAGUGUGCUGGCAGGUUACAAUGGAACCAUCUUUGCAUAUGGACAAACGGGCAGUGGCAAGACAUUCACUAUCACAGGCGGGGCUGAGCGUUACAGUGACAGAGGCAUUAUCCCAAGGACACUGUCAUACAUUUUUGAGCAGUUACAAAAGGACAGCAGCAAAAUAUAUACAACACACAUUUCCUAUUUGGAAAUCUACAAUGAAUGUGGUUAUGAUCUAUUGGAUCCAAGACAUGAAGCCUCCAGAUUGGAAGAUUUGCCGAAAGUGACACUAUUGGAGGACACUGAUCAGAACAUUCAUCUGAAAAACCUGUCUCUUCAUCAAGCAACCACUGAGGAAGAAGCUCUGAAUUUGCUCUUCUUAGGAGACACCAACAGAAUGAUUGCAGAGACUCCUAUGAACCAAGCUUCAACCCGUUCCCACUGCAUUUUCACUGUUCAUUUAUCCAGCAAGGAGCCAGGAUCUGCAACUGUCCGGCACGCCAAGCUCCAUUUGGUGGACCUGGCCGGCUCUGAGCGAGUUGCCAAGAGUGGAGUGGGCGGCCAGCUUCUGACAGAGGCCAAGUACAUCAACUUGUCACUGCACUACUUAGAGCAGGUCAUCAUUGCCCUUUCAGAAAAACACCGUUCACACAUUCCUUACAGGAACUCCAUGAUGACCAGUGUCCUGAGAGACAGUUUGGGAGGGAACUGCAUGACAACUAUGAUUGCGACACUGUCUUUAGAGAAAAGGAACAUUGAUGAAUCUAUAUCAACCUGCAGAUUUGCACAACGAGUGGCACUCAUAAAGAAUGAAGCUGUUCUUAAUGAAGAAAUUGAUCCCAGAUUGAUGAUUAUACGCCUUCAAAAGGAAAUCCAGGAACUGAAGGAUGAACUGGCCAUUGUCACUGGGGAGCAGAGGACAGAGGCACUCACAGAAGCAGAGCUCCUGCAGCUGGAAAAACUAAUAACAUCCUUUUUGGAAGACCAGGAUCCAGAGAGUAGACUAGAGGUUGGCGCCGAUAUGCGUAAAAUUCAUCACUGUUUUCAUCAUUUAAAGAAACUACUGAAUGACAAGAAGGUCCUCGGGAACAGUACAGUCUCCUCUGAAAUCAAAGAGCCAGACUGCCAAGAACCGGUGGAAGAGGAAGAAUAUAAAAAGCUACGAGACAUUCUAAAGCAGAGAGAUAAUGAAAUCAAUAUUCUGGUCAACAUGUUAAAAAAGGAAAAGAAGAAAACUCAGGAUGCUCUCCACUUCUCUGGUAUGGAUAGAGGUGAAAUCAGACUCAUCCAGAGCUCACCCUUCCCACCUGGAAACCCAGAAGGUCAGAGGACUUCAGUAUUCUCAACUCCCACCCAGUCCCAGGAUUUCGGCACAUUUGGGUACAGAUCCAGUUUGCUCCACAAAAAAUCAGGGAUGCGAGAGGAAAUGUCAUUAGGGCGCCAGGAGGCUUUUGAAAUCUUCAAGAGGGACCAUGCUGACAGCAUUACCAUCGAUGACAACAAACAGAUUCUGAAACAGAGAUUUUCUGAAGCAAAGGCCCUGGGAGAAAGUAUAAAUGAAGCAAGAAGUAAAAUUGGUCACCUGAAGGAGGAAAUCACCCGGCGGCAUAUCCAGCAGGUGGCUCUAGGAAUCUCCGAGAACAUGGCCUUGCCCUCCAUGCCAGACCUGCAGGAAGACAGACUGCGAUCACAGCUGGAGGAAGAAAAGAGAAGGUACAAAGCUCUGUUCACUCGCCUGAAAGCCCUGAAGGUGGAGAUCGAGCACUUGCAGCUGCUCAUGGACAAAGCCAAGGUGAAGCUGCAGAAAGAGUUUGAGGCCUGGUGGGCAGAGGAGGCCACCAACCUGCAGGUAAAUUCUCCAGCAGCGAAUUCACUGGGCCACAUCAAGCCCCUUCCCCAGAGCGCUGACUCCCAGCAGGACGGGUCCCAGCUUCUCUCUAACCAGAGUUCUCGAAGCAGGGAAGCCCAAGAUCAAGGCACUGGGAGACUUGGUGUCUGUGACGUGAAUGCCAGGAGAAUCCUGCCCCCACCCUGCCCCAGCCGGCGCAGCCAGGAGCACAGCAGCCCCAGGGCCUGGCUGGAAGGCAGCCCCACUGAGCGGCCAGCUUCGUCGGUCCCUCUCACCGGAGACAGCCAGACGGACUCUGACAUCCUGGCGUUCCUCAAGGCCAGGCAGAACAUUCUGCAGAAGAAGUGUCUAGGAAGCAACUGACUUUCUGAGGAGAGUCCAGCCAUUUGUGGCUUCAAGAAUAAAAUGCAAAGUCACAGCCUCUUGCUCAUGGCUGGGAGCAACUGGUGAACUUGAACCCAGAGAAGGGAGCUGCGUUUCUUUAAGAUGGUGUCCUGGAGGCCGCCAGAGACACUGGGGCUGGGACUGGAGGUGACGUCCUUACUGCAGUUGCUGGAGCUGCCGGCAGGCCAGACAAUGCUGGGAACUGCUGGCAGGAUGAGGGGUUCAGCUCCCUUUCCUAGUGAUGUCUCACAUAGAUAAUGAUAAACCUUUGAAAUUAUGAGAUAGUGUCAUCAUAAUGUUGUGGCAAGGGACGCCCACAGUGGUGUGAUGUGGGGGGAGAAUAAUCAGUUUAAAUUUUAGCUAUUUAUCAGCCCACUGCCCUGGCCUGCCCACUAGUUUAGAAGCCCAGGAAUGGCCAGGGAGGACUCGAGAGCCCCAGGCAAGGCAGUGGAUUGCAGAGCACCUUGAUGGCCUCUCUCGGCCUAAACCCUCUACCAUCACCCUCAUGGCCUGGAUGACUUGCAGGCAGUUCCUGAACCAGCUGUUUCUCCAGGGAGACGUCCACCCUCCAGAGUCCCUGGACAUUGCAGCACCAGAGAACUGUGACAGCUUUCAAGAUCUGAGAGAGGACAGCUGGGUACCACAGGAACUCGGUCUCCACUCACCACUUGGGGCUUUGCAGGAUUUGGGCCAAACUCCCCAUUCACACAGGGAGAACAUGGCUACCCGGGUCUUGUCUCAGUGAUCCUGCCCAGCAUGCCAGGCACUGGCUCAGUGACAGAUCCAGUGGAUGGGGCCAGCCCUCAAGGAGACUGAGAGAACUAUAACCUGCAUUGGGACUUCAACCUAG